AAGUGACUAAUGACUCCAUCCUACCCCCCAACCUGGCAUCAGAACCUCUAAACAUGUCAGUUUAUGCUCCAAAGGAGAAUCAAGGUUGCUGGUGGACUUAGCUCAUCAGUUGAUUUUACUUAAUCUUUUUUUGAGUCAGCUGACUUUUUAGAACAGGGGGUUGUUUUGAAUGAUCUGAAUGGCCUGAGGUAAUUACAAGGAUGACUGAAAGAACACAGGACUCAACCUGCUACUACUGGCUUUGAAGGUAGGGGAGCCAGGAACAAUGGAAGCACCUCAAGAAGCCUGAGGAAACAGGAAACAGAUUAUUGUCGAGACCCCACAGUAUAAGACAGUCCUACUACUAACAUCUUCAUUUUUUUUAUUUAAAAAAAAUUUUUUUUGCUUUUUGGGUCACACCCGGCGACGCACAGGGGUUCCUCCUGGCUCUGCACUCAGGAAUUACUCCUGGCGGUGCUCAGGGGACCAUAUGGAAUGCUGGGAAUCAAACCCAGGUCAGCCAAAUGUAAGGCAAAUGCUCUACCGCUAUGCUCUCUCCAGCCCUAACAUCUUCAUUUCAGACCAGUGCCACCCUUCAGGUCUACAGAGCUGUUAAGAGAAAAUUAAUAGAACCCAUAUUGUAAUUAGAGUGAUAGCACAGCGGGUACAGUGUUUGCCUUGCAUGUGGCCGUCCCAGGCUUGAUUCCUCCGUCCCUCUCAGAGCCCGGCAAGCUACUGAGAGUAUCUCGCCUGCACGGCAGAGCGUGGCAAGCUACCCCUAGUGAAGUCAGUGAUACGCCAAAAACAGUAACAAGUCUCACAAUGAUGUUACUGGUGCCCACUCGAGCAAACUGAUGACAGUGCAUAUUGAAAGGAAUCUAUGGGGGCCAGAGAGUGUACAUUCAGUACAACUUACUAGAUACCCGGCCAACCUGAGUUUGAUUCCUGACACUCUAUAUGGUAUCCUUAACUUUGCCAGGAGUUAUCCUUGAGCCCAGUCAGAAUCAAGCCAUGUACACCACUAGGUGUGGCUCCAAAACACAAAGAAAGAACUUCACAACUCAAUUCCCUCCUUACUCUUUCUCCUUUGGUUUAUACUGCCAGCAAGGCUUAUUCAGUAUCAGCUGUAUUUAUUUUGGGGAGGUGUGGGAAACAUUACUCUAAGAGUCAAUCCUAUAAAAAAAAAGACUCAUCUUUCCUGAUCAACCAUAGUCUCCAUUCCUAGCUCUUCCCAUAUAGGAAGUCAAUCACUUUAAUUUCAGGUUUAUCCUUCUAUUCCACCUCUACCACCCAAAGGGAGUCGAUUAGUUUUUUUUUUUAAUAUCCCCUUCUUUCUGACACAAAGGAUUAUAUAGCAUACUUCUGCUUCUAUGCAAAAUCAACUGUGUUGCCUUUUUGUGUUUUCCCUCCUCCCCAACACUGAAGUGGUGGUAGAUGCUACUCUUAGCUCUGUGCUGUAGGGGGGCUUGAGGGGGGCACGUGGUACCAGAUAUCUAACUGGGUCUCCCACGUACAAAGAACGCAAUCAUUGCACAAAAUCAACUUUUUAAAAGUUAAGUGAAUUUUAGGCGAGGCAGUUUCACUGAAAUGCUGAGGACCAACAUGAAAGGGAUCAAAGCAUGAGGCGGGAGGUGAAAGAGAUGAAAGAACACAGUAAUCUGCAAAUUCUAAUCCUUAUCAGGGGUUAGGGUGGACUUCACACUAUAGAUCCCUCGGAGACGCAUUCACUUUUUUUUUUUUUUUUACUAAUUUAAUUUAUUAAUGUGGGUAGCAAGUGGCUCAGACGACGGCGUUAUUACCUAGGAACUAUUCCCUUUCCUCAGGUUCUCUACGUGCGUUUGAGAACGGGAGUCGCUCGGAAAUGACAAGUUCCUGAAUCCCAAAGCUUCCAUUUAUGUGGCAUAGUGCCACGGCAGAGUCUCAGUCCGCGAGUCUAAAGCGGCACACAAAUCGAUUUAGUUUUAACUCUUAAAACUACUUAGCAGGUAUCUCGUCGACGACGCACAACCUGGCCCGAAGGGCCAGACACAGGAUACAGUAUCAGACCCGAGACUCUUUUCUCUCAAGUGAUCUCACUAAGCGUGCGUGAAUCCUUUGCAAACGAAAGCACAAACACCCUUUCACCUCCAGGCAGAGGGAGCGACUAUUCCCAGGAUCCCGGGCCGUUUCGAUUGACGUUACUUCCGGGAAAAGUAACCUUUCUCCGGCGGUUGCAGGCCUGGAAGGACUCGCGACAUUUGCUCGCGCGAGAUCUGCUUGCUCACUCUAGCGAUGACAUCCUCCUCCUCCUCCCCGCCGCCUUUCGGCAAUCUUCGCCAGUCCCAGCCCCGACCAAUCUGCACUCAGAUGGCAUGGAUCAGGGUCUCCCCCGCGAACCCCGGUCCGCGCGGGGCGUCCGGCGGCAGCGGCGGGGUGCGAGUUGCACGAGGCCGGCGGCAGCGGCACAGCAGGCGGCCACGGGCUGGCGACGAGCAGCGAGCGUGGGCGGGGCGGGGGUUAGCCAGCAGAGUAGCGGCUCGAUUGUUCUGGCCUAGCUAUGGCGCCUCUCCUCCCCCCCGCCAUGGCUCCCCGUGUCCCUGCUCCGCUCCUCUCAGUGAGUGAAAGUGGCCGCCGCCGCCGCCGGCCCAGCGCCCGCAGCCGCCUCAGCGCCGCCGCCAUCUUGGGGUCCCAGGAGCCGCUGAGGGAGCGAGCUAGGAGCGUCCACGCCCAACGCAGUCACCGUCCCACGGCCUCAGAGAGCGAACCGCGGCUCCACCGUCGGCGGGGCGACCCCCCCCUCCGGACCCCGCCCGCACCCCGCCCCCCCUCCGCCGCCGCUGCGGCGGCGGGGCCCGGCGGCCCGAGCUGUGCAUCCAGAGACCCUUGUGCAUGAAGACAGAUUUGUUCUAUGGCCUCGGAGUUGGGUGCCGGGGACGAUGGCGGCUGCACUGAGCUGGCAAAGCCCCUCUAUCUUCAGUACCUGGAGAGGGCCCUCCGGUUGGACCAUUUCCUGCGACAAACAUCAGCCAUCUUCAACAGGAAUAUUUCUAGUGAUGAAAGUGAAGAUGGACUGGAUGACAGUAACCCAUUAUUGCCCCAGUCUGGGGAUCCCUUAAUACAAGUUAAGGAAGAGCCUCCAAAUUCAUUGCUUGGUGAACCUUCUGGAUCAGGCAAUUCUGGAAUGUUAAACACAUAUUCACUGAAUGGGGUUCUACAAUCAGAAUCGAAAUCUGACAAAGGGAAUUUAUAUAACUUCUCUAAAUUGAAGAAAAGCAGAAAGUGGCUAAAGAAUAUUCUGCUAAGUGAUGAGUCCAGUGAGGCAGAUUCUCAGAGUGAAGACAGUGAAGAAGAAGAAGAGGAGGAAGAACUCAAUCUCAGUAGAGAAGAACUUCAUAAUAUGCUUCGGCUGCACAAGUACAAGAAACUUCAUCAGACAAAGUAUAGCAAAGACAAGGAGUUGCAGCAAUACCAGUACUACAGUGCAGGCCUGCUCUCCACAUACGACCCUUUUUAUGAACAACAACGGCAUCUCCUUGGACCCAAAAAAAAGAAAUUCAAGGAGGAAAAGAAACUUAAAGCCAAGUUAAAAAAAGUGAAGAAAAAAAGACGAAGAGAUGAAGAACUUUCCUCAGAAGAGUCCCCUCGUCGCCAUCACCACCAGACCAAAGUCUUUGCCAAGUUUUCUCAUGAUGCACCUCCUCCUGGCACCAAGAAGAAGCACUUAUCCAUCGAGCAGCUUAAUGCUCGUCGAAGGAAAGUAUGGCUCAGCAUUGUGAAAAAGGAACUACCAAAAGCCAAUAAGCAGAAAGCUUCAGCUCGUAACCUGUUUCUCACCAAUAGCCGAAAGCUUGCCCACCAGUGCAUGAAGGAGGUACGUCGAGCUGCCCUGCAGGCCCAAAAGAACUGUAAGGAGACUCUGCCUCGUGCCCGUCGCCUUACAAAGGAGAUGCUUCUGUACUGGAAGAAAUAUGAAAAGGUAGAAAAGGAACACCGUAAGCGUGCAGAGAAAGAAGCCUUGGAGCAGCGGAAGUUGGAUGAAGAAAUGCGGGAGGCCAAGAGGCAACAGAGAAAGCUGAACUUUUUAAUCACGCAGACAGAGUUGUAUGCCCAUUUCAUGAGUCGCAAGCGAGACAUGGGUCAUGAUGGAAUCCAGGAAGAAAUCUUAAGAAAACUGGAAGACAGUUCUACCCAGAGACAAAUCGACAUUGGCGGAGGGGUGGUAGUUAAUAUCACACAGGAAGAUUAUGAUAGCAACCAUUUCAAAACCCAGGCUCUGAAGAAUGCUGAAAAUGCUUACCAUAUUCAUCAAGCUCGGACAAGGUCUUUUGAUGAAGAUGCAAAAGAAAGUCGAGCAGCUGCCCUCCGGGCAGCAAAUAAAUCUGGCACUGGGUUUGGGGAGAGUUACAGCCUGGCAAACCCAUCUAUUCGUGCUGGCGAGGAUAUUCCACAGCCCACAAUUUUUAAUGGCAAAUUAAAAGGUUAUCAGCUGAAAGGCAUGAAUUGGUUGGCAAAUCUCUAUGAACAGGGUAUUAAUGGAAUUCUCGCCGAUGAAAUGGGCCUUGGCAAAACAGUACAGAGCAUUGCUCUCCUGGCUCACCUGGCAGAAAGAGAGAAUAUUUGGGGACCUUUCUUAAUAAUCUCACCUGCUUCUACACUUAACAAUUGGCACCAGGAGUUUACUAGAUUUGUUCCAAAAUUUAAGGUGCUACCAUAUUGGGGAAAUCCUCAUGACAGGAAAGUAAUCAGGAGAUUCUGGAGUCAAAAAACCCUCUACACUCAGGAUGCCCCCUUCCACGUUGUCAUCACAAGUUAUCAGCUGGUAGUACAAGAUGUAAAGUAUUUCCAGCGGGUCAAGUGGCAGUACAUGGUAUUGGAUGAGGCUCAAGCGCUCAAGAGUAGCUCCAGCGUUCGUUGGAAGAUCCUCUUGCAGUUCCAAUGUCGGAAUCGUCUUUUGCUAACUGGGACCCCUAUUCAGAACACCAUGGCAGAGCUCUGGGCGCUGCUACACUUCAUUAUGCCAACAUUAUUUGAUUCACAUGAGGAAUUUAAUGAAUGGUUUUCCAAGGACAUUGAGAGCCAUGCAGAAAACAAAUCCGCCAUUGAUGAGAAUCAGCUCUCUCGUUUACACAUGAUCUUAAAGCCUUUUAUGCUGAGGAGAAUCAAGAAAGAUGUGGAGAAUGAAUUGUCAGACAAGAUUGAGAUUCUGAUGUAUUGCCAACUGACCAGCCGACAGAAGCUGCUGUAUCAGGCACUGAAGAACAAAAUUUCCAUUGAGGAUUUAUUGCAGUCUUCUAUGGGCUCUACCCAGCAAGCACAGACCACCACCAGCAGCCUCAUGAAUCUGGUCAUGCAGUUUAGGAAGGUGUGUAAUCACCCAGAGUUAUUUGAAAGGCAAGAAACUUGGUCUCCAUUUCAUAUUUCCCUAAAGCCAUAUCAGAUUUCAAAGUUUAUCUACCGUCAUGGACAGAUCAGGGUUUUCAACCAUUCACGAGACAGGUGGUUAAGGGUUCUUCUUUCUCCAUUUGCACCUGACUAUAUCCAGCAAUCUCUCUUUCACAGAAAAGGUGUUAAUGAAGAAAGUUGUUUCUCUUUUCUUCGCUUUAUUGAUGUUUCUCCAUCAGAAAUGGCAAACCUUAUGCUUCAGGGACUUUUGGCCAGAUGGUUAGCUCUUUUCCUGUCUCUGAAAGCCUCCUACAGGCUCCAUCAGCUGCGUUCCUGGGGAGAGCCAGAAGGAGAUACCCAGCAGAGAUAUCUCAGAAACAAGGAUUUCCUCCUUGGGGUUAAUUUUCCACUCUCCUUUCCUAAUCUUUGUAGCUGCCCUUUGUUAAAGUCUCUUGUUUUCAGCAGCCACUGUAAAGCAGUGAGUGGCUAUUCAGACCAGGUCAUCCAUCAGCGGAGAUCAGCUACCUCCUCGCUUCGUUGCUGCCUGCUUACUGAGCUGCCAUCUUUUUUGUGUGUGGCCAGCCCACGAGUCACCGCGGUGCCAUUGGACUCUUACUGCAAUGACCGGAGUGCAGAGUAUGAGCGACGAGUGUUGAAAGAAGGAGGGAGCCUGGCAGCUAAGCAGUGUUUGUUAAAUGGGGCCCCAGAACUGGCCGAGAACUGGCUAAAUCGACGAUCCCAGUUCUUCCCAGAGCCAGCGGGAGGACUGUGGAGCAUUCGGCCUGAGAACGGGUGGUCUUUCAUCAGGAUUCCAGGCAAAGAGAGCCUCAUUACUGACAGUGGAAAACUGUAUGCCCUUGAUGUCCUCCUGACUCGGCUCAAGUCUCAAGGACAUAGGGUCCUCAUCUACUCCCAGAUGACCAGGAUGAUAGACCUGCUGGAGGAAUAUAUGGUUUACAGGAAGCAUACCUACAUGAGGCUUGAUGGGUCAUCCAAGAUCUCGGAGAGGCGGGACAUGGUUGCUGAUUUUCAGAACAGGAAUGACAUCUUUGUGUUCCUGCUAAGCACACGAGCUGGAGGAUUGGGUAUCAACCUCACUGCUGCAGAUACGGUGAUUUUCUAUGACAGCGACUGGAACCCCACUGUGGACCAGCAAGCCAUGGACAGGGCCCAUCGUUUAGGGCAGACAAAACAGGUUACUGUCUACCGGCUUAUCUGCAAAGGCACCAUUGAAGAACGCAUCCUGCAGCGGGCCAAGGAGAAGAGUGAGAUUCAGCGAAUGGUGAUUUCUGGUGGGAACUUCAAACCAGAUACCUUGAAACCCAAAGAAGUGGUUAGUCUUCUUCUAGACGAUGAAGAGUUGGAGAAGAAAUUGAGACUGCGGCAAGAAGAGAAACGGCAGCAGGAGGAAACCAACCGAGUCAAAGAGCGCAAGCGCAAGCGGGAGAAAUAUGCAGAAAAGAAGAAAAGGGAAGACGAAUUGGAUGGGAAGAGGAGAAAGGAGGGUGUGAACCUGGUGAUCCCGUUUGUCCCGUCAGCUGAUAACUCCAACCUCUCCGCUGACGGGGAUGACUCCUUCAUCAGCGUGGACUCAGCCAUGCCCAGCCCGUUCAGUGAGAUCUCCAUCAGCAGCGAGCUGCACACGGGCUCCAUCCCCCCUGACGAGAGCAGCAGUGACAUGCUGGUCAUCGUGGACGAUCCAGCCUCCUCAGCACCUCAGUCUCGAGCCACCAACUCCCCUGCCUCGGUCACAGGCUCUGUCUCAGACACCGUGAAUGGAAUUUCCAUUCAGGAAAUGCCAGCUGCAGGACGUGGCCACUCAGCUCGAAGCCGGGGCCGCCCCAAAGGUUCUGGAAGCACAGCCAAAGGAGCCGGCAAAGGCCGAAGCCGGAAGUCCACUGCGGGCAGUGCUGCUGCCAUGGCAGGAGCCAAAGCAGGGGCUGCGGCUGCCUCUGCAGCCGCCUAUGCUGCAUACGGGUAUAACGUGUCUAAAGGCAUCUCCGCCAGCAGUCCUCUGCAGACAUCCAUUGUCCGGCCUGCUGGCCUUGCUGACUUCGGACCGUCAAGCGCCUCUUCCCCUUUGAGUUCCCCUUUGAGCAAAGGAAAUAAUGUUCCUGGGACUCCCAAGGCCCUCCUCUUGACCAGCAGCCUCGCCCCGGACUCCCUAGCCCGGAAGCAGGGCAAAGGCACCCACCCCUCUGGAGGGCGGUAACCCCUGGGCCCUCCAGCUUCCUUCAACCAAACCAGAGCUAGAGGCGAGGCCUGCAGAUUUUCUCCGGCUGGCGUGACUGCUGCAGCACAGCGAGGACAGGCAUCACCAGGCUCUCAAGAAGCGUGUCCUGGGGUUGCACGGAGAGCAGCCCCCGCCUGUCACACGACGUUAUAGCCAAGUCUUAACACCUCAUCGUGGGCGGAGCUGCUGGGGCACGGGGCUGGCUCUCUGGUCAAGGCCCGGAAGUGCAGCGAAGACCCUGCCGCCGGGGAUGGGUUUGGACAUCUCCGGGGCUGUGCGCCCCUCAGCUAGACAGGGCAGGCGGGCACCAGGGAGCUGGUGUCCUGGGGUCUGCUGUGUCGAGGUGGAGGAGACUGAGGGUGACGGGUCAGGAGCCGCACGCCGAGACACCGCUGUCUUCUCAGCGUUUCCUCCCCCUCAGCUCCCACCAGCAGCAGUAGCAGCAGUGCUCCUCCUCCCCUGGGGAUCUCCUCAGUCAGCUGGGAGUGCCCUUGCCCUUCCCAAUCCUGAAUGCACAGCCCCGCCCCGCCCCCGCCCAGCUGCCCCUGCUUGGCUGUAUGCACUGUCUGUAUUGCACUGAGAACAGAAGGGACCGCAGGAGUGAGAGGAGGACAGAGAAGAGGACAAGCUCAGCGCCCCUCCCCGCCCCCCCGCACCACCAGCCUGAGCUUGCUCCCCCAGAGGAGGGGGCAGUCUGCAUGGGAGGGUCAUCCUGCCCCAGCCGGACGCCCCAUGGGGCAGGUGCUUUGGGGUGGGCCAGCCUCUAAUUUGCACACCUGAAAAUCGCGGAAUUGAAUUUAGAUAGAUUGAUUUUUUUAAACUUUUUUUUUUUGAGUAUGGGUCAUUAGGGGAAUCAUUUAAUUUAAAUCAUUUAAGAUUUCCCUGCCCAAACCCAGACUCCUGUGUACAGAUACUAUUUAGAGGGAAUCAGAAAAAUGCCAAGCCUUUUUUCUCUUUGAAUGUGCUGUCUAUUUUUAUAACUGAACUUGUACAUAUGUAUAAAGAGAGACACAUCUUUCUUUUACUAACUGGAGAAAAAAAAUCUUAAAUAAAAUGGAGUGAGAUAAUUUUA
This is a messenger RNA of Sorex araneus (European shrew), 8645 nucleotides long. RefSeq names its product INO80 complex ATPase subunit (gene INO80). Lineage: Eukaryota; Metazoa; Chordata; Mammalia; Eulipotyphla; Soricidae. The record is from RefSeq and is a predicted model, not a curated record. The transcript has 36 exons. Gene Ontology annotation, molecular function: ATP-dependent chromatin remodeler activity; ATP binding; DNA binding. Gene Ontology annotation, biological process: DNA-templated transcription; chromatin remodeling; DNA repair. Gene Ontology annotation, cellular component: Ino80 complex; nucleus. Bases 2867 to 7552 code for a protein of 1561 amino acids.